Messenger RNA from Prorocentrum cordatum, 3022 nucleotides. Lineage: Eukaryota; Dinophyceae; Prorocentrales; Prorocentraceae. The record is from the annotation of a GenBank genome assembly.
GGGGACACUCCCUGGCCGCGCCACUGCCUUGGCCAUGGCGCUGGCGUCAGCCGUGUCUGCACUGCCGCGCCGGCGCGCGCUGGUUGCCGAGAGCGCGAGCCGGCGCGCGAAACUGGCGAGCGCGGAGCGGGGCAGACGCAAAGAGAGGCUGCUGGCGGAGCAGUACCAGGCCGAGCUCGAGGCCGAGGUCGCAGGCCUGAGGGUCCUGGUCCGGGAGCUGCUGGCCGCCGAGCCCGUGCCGGCCGGCCUGGUCGACCUGCCAGCCCUGGGAGGUUCGCCAGCAGAGGCCCGCAAGCCUGCAGCGGGGGACAGGCCACCAGCGCUUCUGGAAGCGCAGCCGAAGGAGUACCGCCCGCGCGAGCCCCAGCCGUCUGCGCCCCCUCCGCUGCCGCCGCCCGCGCGGCAGGAGGAGCCCUCCUGGGGUGAACAGCGCUCCGCCGCCCGGAGGCUCACCGCGGCGGCCGAGGAGCGCGUCGCUGCACCCGCGGUGCUGGAGGUCUGCGUCAGCACGCCCAGCGCCAGGCAAGGGCUGGGCCACGCGAGGGCGGCCUCAGAGCCCGCGGGGAGCCGCUGGCGUGGCAGGCGGGCAGCCGCCGCGAGGUGGCCCUCCCAGCACGCCAGGACGCUGGCGAUGGCCCAGGAUGCUGGCGCUGGCGCCAGGGCUCUCUGGGAGGGCCUCGAGACGUCGGCGCUGGCAAGAAGGACCGGCCCGCUGGCGGAGGCUUGUUCCCCGAGCGGCGCGGCGGCCGCCGAUCCCCCGGAGGUGUCCCCCCUUCUGGCGGCCCGCCACGUGAAGGGCUCGGAGCGUCGUCUGCUCGAGCGAGAGGAAUGGAAGGCCCCCGUGUGCGACGAGACGCCCAAUACAGACGGCGCGGGGAGCGCCAGCGAGGACCGCGGGCCUGCCCAUCAGCUUCCUAUUGCGAGCCGCACGUAUGGCUGCCCAGCGCCCUCGCCUCUCGACGCUGGAGCUGGCGACUGCGCGUGCGCGGCCGGGGGCCUCAGUUCGCGGUCCGAGGCCCGCUCGCCUGCCCCAGAGGGCGCCGCUGGCGGGUCGCCCCUGGCCGCUCCCAGCCCCUCGCCGCGGAGGGCAAGGACACCGACGGGGCAGCUGUCGCGCCGCGAGGCGGUCGCUCGUCGAGCGUCGUUCUCGGUCGACGAGCUGAUCCCCUCGCGGGCGUCAUUCACGAUCGACGAGCUCACGCCCCUCCGGUCUCGGUCGCUCCGCAGCGCCAGCGACGAUCGCUCCGCCUGCAGGGCUCUGCUGCCGCCGUCGCCGCAGGCGCCUGCCCUGCUGCCGCUGGUCGAGGCCUUCUUCGCUGUCACGGCAGACCACCCUGGCGCGCGGUCUUCGGUUGUGUGGCCUGACACGAUCGCGGGGAGCUGCCUGGAGGAGACAGUGGUGAAGAGGGGGUUCUGCCCGGGCCCCGCCGCCUUCGCCCGCGACUUCCAAGGCAGGCCGUUCGUCUUCUCCCUGCUCGAGACGACGCUCGAUCCGAGCGGAAACCCAGACGGGGUGUUGUACGGCUGCGUUUGCGGAGAGGAUCCCACGGCUGAGGCCGACCCUGGCUCCGUGGAGCCCGAGCCUGGGGCCGGUAGCAACCACUCGAUGGUGUCACGGAUGCUGAAGACGCUGAAGCCGGGCAGGAGCCAGCGACAGCCCCAGCAGCAGCCUCAGCAGCGGUGGCGGGUGCUGUGCAUCGUGUCCAAGCUGCCCAUCUUCAAGCUGCUCUUUGGCCUGCUCCAGCACGCCCGCGACCUGCUCUGGGCCCACCCGGGCCGCGUGAGUGCCUUGCUCGAUCGGCUGAACCGGGCGGCCCUGGGCGGGCGGCUCGCCGAGGAGGCUGGCGUGCUGGGCCUGCCGUGGAUCAUGAGCAGGUUGCCGCCCGGCGCCCCGUGCCGCGUGAGCCGCAGCAUCCAGCCCCGCCCGGAGCAGGUGGCCCGCUGGCAGGCCUCCUGGGGCCUCCAGGCGCUCUGCAGCCGCGGGCGCUGCGCCGUGGGCCCCGGCAGCCUGGCGCAGCUCCUGGCCUGCCUGCUGCUCGAGCAGAGGGUGCUGCUGCUCGGGUGCGCGCCGGAGACCUCGGCGCUCGCGCUGGCGCUGCGGGCGCUCCUCUGGCCUUUCCAGUGGAUGCAUCCCUUCCUGUCGGCCUCCCCCGCGGGGGGCCUGGACAUCCCGCUCGCGGACUCGCCGUUCCCCGUGCUCGCGGCGCUCAGCUACACGGCAGACCUGGGCUACGCCUCGCUGGACCAGGUGCCCGCCGGUGUCGUGACAUAUUCCAUGGAGACGGACCGCGUCACGCCAAACUGGAUCCGGCUCCCGAGCGGCGGCCACGACGAGCUGGCCGGCCACGACGUCUUGGUGCGGCGGCUGGAGCAGGUGCGGGCGAGGUCGGCCCAGGCAGCAGGCGACCGAGCCGCGUGGGCGGCGGAGGCCACCCGCAGCGCCGUGUCGGGCGAGGUGCACGGGCUGGCAGGCAUGGUGGAGAGGUUCGCCGAGCACAUGGUCGCCAAGGCGCGCCGGGACAGCCCAGGAGCGAACCUGCAGGAACUCAUCGACGCCGCCCUCGAGCGCGGUGUGUUCUCGCGCUGGCUGCAGUCGUCGGGGCGCACCGGCGCCGCGGGCAGCUUCUACGACGCCCUGGCCGACACGCAGCUGGGCAGGCUGCACUUGGAGGAGAAGAUCGCCGAGAUGUUCUCCACUGGGAGCUCCUGCGCUGCGUGAGUUUGGGCGGCCACCAUAAGAACCCACCAAUACCAAAAGCCACCGGGAACAGCAUUGCUUGACCUCUCGGAAUACUGGCGGCACCUCAUACAACGAAAGGCCACACUUUUAGUAUUGGUGGGCCACUGGCCCCUCGCUAGAAUUCAGUUUAACGUCCAGGGCCAGUGGAGACGUCGGAGUCCGUCACCGGGCCAUCGGAUCUUCUGGCACGGAAUUUGCUCCCUCGGGCCUCUGGCGGAGCCCGCUCACAGUCGGCAUCGGCAGGGGGGGGGGACACUGCCGCGAGAGGUGCGGGGCAGAGGA